This is a messenger RNA of Xenopus laevis (African clawed frog), 564 nucleotides long. RefSeq names its product cytochrome c oxidase assembly factor COX14 S homeolog (gene cox14.S). The coding region runs from base 163 to 339 and encodes 58 amino acids. NCBI's taxonomy places the organism in Eukaryota, Metazoa, Chordata, Amphibia, Anura, Pipidae. The record is from RefSeq and is a predicted model, not a curated record. Gene Ontology annotation, cellular component: mitochondrial membrane. The transcript is spliced from 2 exons.
GUAUGUCCUAUAAUGGACAACGUAGUAAACGGGUCACGUGGUAAUUGCGGAAGUGACGGCGAAGUAUCGUGAAAGUCAAGUCCUUUGCGGUGUUUUGGUUGGCAACUCGUUUCCUGCGGGAGACAGUAACAAGCAGGGGAAGCUGCUGACUGAAGGAAAGCAAUGGCUUCUCCCAAACGCUUUGCAGACCUUGGUUACAGACUCUUUUCUGGAUCCAUGAUGCUGCUGACCCUAUAUGGCGGUUAUUUGUGCAGUGUCCGGGCUUAUCGAUAUUUCCAGCGUAGAGAACAACUGCGCUUGGCAGCAGAAAACCAGACUGAUGAAAUUAUAAAAGACUGAAUCCAUUCCUCUGGCUCCAACCUCGACCCACUCAACACUUGUCUGCCCUGUGCAGAACAUCUUGUCUUUACCAUGAAUUGGCGCUUUCUUCCACUUGAGCUUCUGGGAUUUGUGAUGAAAAUAUCAAUCUUUUGUGCAUAAGUGAUAACACCCCCCUUACCCGAAUGUUCAGCAAGCAAAAUGCUGAAUAUUUUUUUUUAAUAAACCAUACACCUUGUUGCCUAA